Equus caballus (horse) is the source of this 8318-nucleotide messenger RNA. It is a transcript of the gene ZBTB38, whose product is annotated as zinc finger and BTB domain containing 38. Gene Ontology annotation, molecular function: DNA-binding transcription factor activity, RNA polymerase II-specific; protein binding. NCBI's taxonomy places the organism in Eukaryota, Metazoa, Chordata, Mammalia, Perissodactyla, Equidae. The record is from RefSeq and is a predicted model, not a curated record. Gene Ontology annotation, cellular component: nucleus. Gene Ontology annotation, biological process: regulation of transcription by RNA polymerase II.
CUUCCAAGGCUGGAAGAGGCUUGGCAGGCAGAGUAAGCCAAAGGAGGCCCAUGUGGUGAGCACAGAGGGCUGGGCAGAAGGGAGCCGUGAGUCUGGGGAGAGUGGACAGGACUCGUGGACAGUGCAGGGCCUGGCAGGUCACAAGGAAGGCUCUGGAUUUUAUCCUAACACCAGGAGAAAGACACUGAAGGGUUUUAAGGAGGCCUUGACUUGAUCUCAUUUGUGCCUUUAAAAGGUCGUCCUGUGGGCUGCGUGAAGAGUGGAUUGCAUAAGCAGGUCCCUCCGUGGCCGCGAGGGGGCAGGACACACUUCUCAAGCUGACUCCAGCCCACAGUCAUUGAACCCCUACUGUGUGCUAGGCACUGUGCUUGGUGGUUUUCGUGUGAGUCAGCUCGUCCACUCCUCUCUGCACAGUUUCUGGUCCAUCCAGAAAGAACCCACGUAAACUGUGAUUCAUUGUCUUGCAGUUGUCCCCAGAAAGCCAGGGUGCAGAGGGAGCUGAGGGUGGAGAGCGAGGGUGCAAUGGGGAGGUGGAUUUAGACAGUUUAACACCAAAGCAGCAGUUGGUGCUCUGUCCAUUGCAGGAUAGCCCAGCCUUGCCACUAGCUAGCUGCAUUCUUGUUCCAAAGUCAGGAUGUACAACGGUUCUACCCUCUGCCUUCCCCGAGAGGUAGCAGUCAGAGGAGAGGAACAGGGCCAUGAAAUCAGCUGGCCCUUUAGGUUCACAAGAAAAUGGUAGUUGGCUUUUGAAAUCAGCUCAUCCCUCAAAUGAGAAGUUCCAGGGGACAGGAAUCCUGUCCUGGUCAUUUUGGUCACUUGCAUUUUGGUCCCCAUAGCAUUCAAGUUAAAAAUGCCUUCCAAUUUAAAAAUGAUGCUCAGUAGAGGCUCUGAGUGUCAGUGGAAUUUGGUUGAGACAGAAAUGGACACAGCACUCCAGGGCUUCAGAGAGAAAUUCUCUAAGCCUGUUUCCCAGGUUUCUUGAGCAAGCAGGUGUCUGGGCAAGCUUGAUCUUGAGAUGAACCCAAGAGGCCUGGGCUACCCUGAAAUACUAUUGUGUUUCAAAAAGAAAAAAAAAAAAACACCACGGACCUUUUCCUCCUUUCAUCUUUCCAAACAAGCAGCCUGAAGUCUUUAACUGGGCACAUUGCUUCACCCGUGAAUCUGAUAAUACUCAUUCUCACGAUCUGUGUGCACGCAGCUACAAAUCCAGAGACCCAGUGUUUACCUUUGCAAAAUAAUGCAUUCAGGUAAGGUUGUUGAAGCCACCCUCUGUGUAUUGAGGGCACUGGCAGCGUCCUGAUGUUAGCCUUGCAAACGGCCCAAAUUUCCGUUGAAAAAGCAAACUUCCCUCGCCACGCUACGCCUUCUUGAAUCUGAUCGUUUAAAUGCAUUAAAGUCUGAUAAAGGCAGCUCCUCUCUCCCCUUUCGGGCUGCAUUUAGAAGGCAAAUCAAGAGGGUUUGCCUUUUCCUAGACACAGCUGAACUCUAUAAAGGGCUUCUGUUUUGUAAUCUGUUUUCGAGAUCUGAUGCGUCUGUUUCUAACACCCCGUCACGUGAGGCGGUCUGACGUAGUCACCCAACACGGCUAUGAGAAAACGUACUGCAGAGGUGUGUGUGGGAUGGGGGGGCCGAGUCCCUGAAGCAGUUCCUUUGUCGGAACACUUUCCACAGCGAAGAGCGGACCCGUGCAGUAAAUUCCACAUCGAUAUGGGCCCCCCACUGGCCCGAAAUGGACUGUGAGUUUGACUUUUGCAGGAUUCCAGAUGACAGUCAUGUCCCUUUCUAGGGACCUCAAGGAUGACUUUCACAGUGACACAGUGCUCUCCAUCUUAAAUGAGCAGCGCAUUCGGGGCAUUUUAUGUGAUGUCACUAUCAUUGUGGAAGACACCAAAUUUAAAGCCCACAGCAAUGUCCUGGCUGCUUCCAGCCUUUAUUUCAAAAAUAUCUUUUGGAGCCACACAAUCUGUAUUUCCAGCCACGUCCUGGAGCUGGAUGAUCUCAAAGCUGAAGUGUUUACAGAAAUCCUUAAUUAUAUCUACAGCUCCACAGUCGUCGUCAAGAGACAGGAAACAGUCACUGACCUUGCAGCUGCAGGGAAAAAGCUGGGAAUAUCCUUCUUGGAAGAUCUUACCGAUCGCAACUUCUCAAAUUCCCCAGGUCCCUACGUCUUCUGCAUUACUGAGAAGGGAGUGGUUAAAGAGGAAAAAAAUGAAAAAAGGCAUGAAGAACCAGCCAUCACUAAUGGGCCGAGGAUCACAAAUGCAUUUUCCAUCAUUGAAACGGAAAAUAGUAAUAACAUGUUUUCUCCACUGGACUUGAGGGCAAGUUUCAAAAAGGUCUCUGACUCCAUGAGGACCUCUAGCCUUUGCCUGGAGAGGACUGAUGUCUGCCACGAGGCGGAGCCCGUCCGGACCCUGGCUGAGCACUCAUAUGCUGUUUCUUCCGUGGCCGAGGCUUACAGAAGUCAGCCUGUACGUGAACGUGAUAGCAACUCACCUGGCAAAACAGGUAAAGAAAAUUGUGAAGCUCUGACAGCAAAGCCGAAAACAUGCCGCAAGCCAAAGACGCUCUCCCUGCCCCAGGAUUCUGAUCCAGCUGCAGAAAAUAUACCGCCUCCUCCAGUAGUAACCAACUCGGAGGUUAACCAGGAAAGAAGUCCACAGCCAGCUGCAGUUCUUUCUCAUUCAAAAUCUCCCCACAACGAAGGCGAUGUCCGUCCUUCCAGGGAAGAUGAAAAUAAAUCCUCGGACGUCCCCGGGCCGCUGACAGCGGAGGUUCCACCCCUCGUUUACAAUUGUAGCUGUUGUUCCAAAUCCUUUGACAGCAGCACUCUGCUCAGUGCCCACAUGCAGCUGCACAAGCCAACGCAGGAGCCGUUAGUGUGCAAGCACUGCAACAAGCAGUUCAGCACCCUGAACAGGUUGGACCGGCACGAGCAGAUCUGCAUGAGGGCAAGCCACAUGCCCGUCCCGGGAGGAAAUCAACGCUUUUUAGAAAACUAUCCUACCAUUGGACAAAACGGAGGUUCGUUCACAAGUCCAGAACCUUUAUUAUCUGAAAAUAGGAUUGGUGAAUUUUCCAGUUCCGGAAGUACCUUGCCGGAAACGGACCACAUGGUUAAAUUUGUUAACGGGCAGAUGCUCUACAGUUGUGUUGUAUGCAAACGUAGUUACGUGACUUUAUCCAGCCUCCGGAGACAUGCAAAUGUUCACUCAUGGAGAAGAACAUAUCCUUGCCAUUACUGCAACAAAGUGUUUGCGUUGGCUGAGUACAGGACAAGACAUGAAAUUUGGCACACGGGAGAAAGGCGCUAUCAGUGUAUUUUCUGCCUUGAAACCUUCAUGACCUACUAUAUACUCAAAAACCAUCAGAAGUCUUUCCAUGCCAUAGAUCAUAGACUGUCCAUUAGUAAAAAAACAGCCAAUGGGGGCCUGAAGCCUAGUGUCUAUCCAUAUAAACUUUAUAGACUCCUGCCUAUGAAAUGCAAGAGGGCUCCUUAUAAGAGCUACCGAAACUCUUCCUAUGAAAAUGCUCGAGACAACAGUCAGAUCAGUGAGUCUGCACCUGGUCCCUAUGUCAUUCAGAAUCCACACAGCUCUGAAUUACCUUCGCUGAAUUUCCAAGACAGUGUAAACACCUUGACCAAGAGUCCACCCAUCCCAUUGGAAACACCUGCAUGUCAGAACAUACCCACUUCUGCCAGUGUGCAAAAUGCAGAGGGUACCAAAUGGGGACAGGAGCCACUGAAAGUUGAUGUUGACAAUAACUUUUAUUCAACUGAGGUGUCAGUUUCUUCCACCGAAAAUGCUGUCAGUUCUGCCGUCCCUGCCAGAGAAGCUCCCGUGUUGUCUGUGAGUAAUGGCAGUGAGAACUCCGCCUCUGUGAUUAGCUACAGUGGCUCAGCACCGUCGGUCAUUGUGCACAGUAGCCAGUUUUCCUCGGUGAUAAUGCACAGCAACACUGUUGCUGCCAUGACCAGCAGCAACCACAGAGCCCCUUCAGACCCGGCUGUCAGCCAGUCCCUGAGAGAUGACGGCAAACCUGAGCCAGACAAAGGGAGUAGAGUCGCCAGCAGACCCAAAACCAUUAAGGAGAAAAAGAAAACUAUACCAUGUAUCAGGGGAGAACUACCAGAGGAGUCAAAAUACACUGCUGACCCCGGAGGGUCGUUGAGCAAAACCACAAACAUCGUUAAAGAAACCAGUAAAAUUGAAACCUACAUUGCGAAGCCUGCUCUACCUGGAACCUCCACAAAUAGCAACGUCGCGCCCCUCUGCCAAAUAACAGUGAAAAUUGGGAAUGAAGCCAUCGUGAAAAGGCAUAUCCUAGGAUCGAAACUGUUCUAUAAGAGAGGGAGAAGACCCAAGUAUCAAAUGCAGGAGGAGACUCUGCCACGAGAGAGCGACCCGGAGACCAACAGAGACAGCCCGCUGGGGCUUUGCCAAUCCGAGUGCGUGGAGAUGAGCGAAAUGUUCGAUGACGCAAGUGACCAGGAUUCCACUGACAAACCGUGGCGCCCGUACUACAACUACAAACCCAAAAAGAAAUCCAGACAGUUGAGAAAAAUGAGGAAAGUCAACUGGAGGAAGGAGCAUGGAAACAGGAGCCCAAGCAAUAAGUGUAAAUACCCAGCAGAACUGGACUGCGUGGUGGGGAAGUCUCCUCAGGAGAAGGCCUUUGAGGAAGAAGAAAAUAAAGAGAUGCCUAAGUUGCAGUGUGAACUCUGUGAUGGAGACAAGGCCUCAGGGGCUGGAAACCAAGGAAGGCCCCACCGGCACCUCACUGCCAGGCCUUAUGCGUGCGAGCUCUGCGCCAAGCAGUUCCAGAGCCCUUCCACGCUCAAGAUGCACAUGCGGUGUCACACGGGAGAGAAGCCGUACCAGUGCAAGACCUGCGGGCGGCGCUUUUCCAUGCAAGGAAACUUACAGAAACACGAACGCAUCCACCUGGGCGUGAAGGAGUUCAUCUGUCAGUACUGCAACAAGGCGUUCACGUUGAACGAGACCCUCAAAAUCCACGAAAGAAUCCACACUGGUGAAAAGCGUUACCACUGUCAGUUCUGCUUCCAGAGUUUUUUGUAUCUGUCCACGAAAAGGAAUCAUGAGCAGAGGCAUAUUCGGGAGCAUGACGGGAAGGGCUACGCCUGCUUCCAGUGCCCCAAAAUUUGCAAAACAGCUGCUGCCCUUGGGAUGCACCAGAAGAAACACUUAUUCAAAAGCCCAAGUCAGCGGGAGAAAAUAGAAGGAGACGUGUGCCUCGAAAACUCAGAUCCCCUGGAAAAUCCACAUUUCGUUGAUUCAGAAGACAAUGACCAAAAGGAUAACGUACAGACCAUUGUUGAAAAUGUCCUUUGAAUGGCAAUACUUGGAAAAAUCUUCAAAAACCUAAGUUGGUGGCUUUAUGUUUUUUGGGGUUUUUUUUAGUUAGCCGUUUCCUUUUUUGUUUUCGUUUUUCAGUUUAGUUUUGUUCACAUAACAGUCAUAAAGGAGUGAAGUGUAAAAAAAGAAAAUCUCAUUUGUGAAAAUUCCAGAAAAAGGAUCCUAAUAUCUACUUUGGGUUUUAGCAUUAACUUCAUGCAAAGUGCACAAAAACGAAAUAGCCGGUCCUCCAGUACACCGAGUGUCUUGUGAGAGCUGACGAAGUUCUUAGCUGUGGUAUUCCUGCCAGUGAAAACAAAGAGUUUAACUUUAGCCUAACUUAAAACUUUCUAGUAAGUGCUAAUAGGAACCGGCUGCUGAACUGUCUUUAGUCACUGGAGAAAAUAAGGGUCGGAUAUCAUGAAAAUGUCAUCUUCAUAAAUAUGUUAAAAGGUGAACAAGCUACAACAGUCAUUAUUCCCAUCCAGCUUCUGCACUAUUAAAACUUGUUUAAAUUAAUGGAUACAUAUGAAGUAAUAAUAUAGCUGAAAAUACGUGUGAAAUGAGUAACUUAAGUAGGACGUUCAUACAUCACCUAGAACUACUUUUCUGCACACAAACCUUGUAAAAUACAUAUAUAAAUCACUCUAACUUUUAACUGUCCAUGUCCCCUGUAGAGAAUUAUAAUGAUGAGCAAUAGAUCUGCAAAUAAUGAGGACUGAUGUAAAAAUCAAUAGAAAGCAUUUUGAAUAGGACUUAAGAGCAUGUGUGUGCUUUUAGAUGGAAUGCUGUUCUCUUGCAGUUAUGGCUGAGCUGUGUUAGAAUUGGUCUACUCGAGUCACAGAAAACAUAGGUCAUGCCUUAUCUAUGGGGGAGAGCCUUCCCAGAACUUACCUGUGAUUACCUGUGCUGUGUAUUACUUUGCAGUGGCCUCACUUCAGAAAAUGAAGAAGGGUCAAAUUCUUCUGAAACGCCCUACAGUCUUCCAUCUAUCACAAGGCCAUGGCUGUGGAGGUCUAGUCCAGAUAGACGUACCCAGUCCCAGGGGUCAAGUAAAACCUGACACCUCCCGUUCCACAGAAGGAGUGUCCAGGAAGUUUAGCGCAAGGCACACAUACAGUGAUGAAUUCCCAGGCACUUGAAAGUGACAGAAAGCCUAGUCCCUACAAUUAUUAGCCCUCUUGGAGAUUAUGCAGCCUACAAGUGUAUACUAGUAUAAAACAAAAGGACAACAGAACCCCCCCACCAACCCAUUAAUGAUUUGAUUGGGCAAGAGGAAUUGAUGAUCUUCCUUGCCUCAAACAGUGGCUUUGUUUUGGGGAGGAUGGGGAGAUAGAAUGUGGAAUGACAAGGUUCCAUCACUUACUUACAUGACUUAGAAAUAUAUCCACAAAGCCAAAUGCCUUGUCUUCGUGUUUGCAGAUAUCCAGCCCCCUUACCUAAAAAUCCGCUCAAGUUUUUUAAUGUUCUUUUAUGCUGGCCCACACCAUCGGCAUUGCCCUCAAAGUCUAAUUACCCUCUAGGAUACUCCAUCAUGUGGACUAGGUUCCUGGGAAGCUGGAACUCGUGACUCUUACUUUUUAAACUGCCAGAAUAGGAGGGAGAGAGAAGACAUUCCUACGCUUUGAUCACCAGUGUGGGCAGAAUGCAGAGCCUGGUUUCAGGGUGACUUGCAGCCAUUCAUGUUCACGGGAUUUGGGAGACGGAAACCCAAGUUUACCCAAGGUUCCCAUGACGAAGAAGUAGCUCAAAGGACUCCAGUUUCUCUCUCCAAGUGUUGUGAUGUCUCCAUGAAGAAGACUUAAUAUGGAUUUGGGUGGGCAAGAAAGCAUUUCACACCCGGAAAAGGACGUGAUCAGAGCUGACCUUUUUAUACUGUAGUACUUUGCUGUUAAGUAAGCCCAAUAUUGUACCUGCAUUUAUCUUUGUUCUACUUUCACUCACAUACAGUAUUAUGUAACAGAGGCAAAUGGGAAAAUGCAAACGGACUCAACUUUAUUUUAUACAUUGUAUAUAUGUACACCUGCACUAUUCAUUUGGGUUUCGUUAAAGAGAUGGUCACAAAGGGCUUAUGAAAAUCUUUUUCAAAUUGAUAAUUAGAAUAUUGAAUAAGCAAUCCUGUGAUCUAUUAAUUUGUUUAUCUCGAUUAGGAUUAUGAAUCAAGGAGAAUUACUGUGCAUUUUAGUCAUUUUGAUUUGAGGUAACUCCAAAUAUAAAAUUAUUACAUGUAGUGAUGUCUCCCAGCCCUUACAUGUGGAUAUUUUUUAAGUGGACUUGUAUGCUGAUAAUUCUAGACCAAAGUAAAUAUGGCAGAAUAUUUAUACAUGAAAAAAUAAUUUUGCAAAUAUUUUCUAUAAUUGUAUUAUUCGUUUAAAAUGUUGAUAGCUUGUGUUAGUUUCAGGGAGGGGUGUAUAUUUUGAUAAAAAAUACUUGACUUUGUAAUUCUGUAUAUUCUAUACAAUUUAUAGCAGAGCCGUUUUAAGACUAAGCCUUGUCACAUUUUUUGUUAAUUGUGAAAACUUUAUUAUGAGUGAUGUUUAAGUAUGCAUUGACCACAUACUGACCAACUAGAAUUAAAGUAAGUGUAUAAACAGUGAGCAUACUGUAUGCUGUACAAGAUAUACUGUAAUUUGCUGUUUUAGCAUCUGUAUUUUGGUUAGAAGAUAUUAUUAAAUGCAGAUGUCAAGGGUUGGAGAAGUCUAAUUUUAUUUUUAGAAAUAAUGAAUAUAAAUUUGUCUUUGCUUGAUUAAAAUAGCUUAUUCCUAUGUUAAGUCUCUUUUUAAAUGUUUUAAUGUUAAUUCUUCUGUGCAGCCAAGCAGCUGUUUCAUCUCUGUGAGUCAGAGCAUUGUUUCACGUAUUAUUCAUUCAAUAUAUUUCUGUUUCCUUGUUUACAUUCCAUAGUACCUACUUCCAUGCUUGGGACUCAAAUGGAAUAUGACAUUAAAAAAAAGUAGAAUAAGA